AUGGCUUAUCAUUUUUUCAGCCUUCUUUCGAAUAGGAGUUCGUUAUGGACUUCAUGGGUCAAGCUUCACAGGCUCAAGGGUCGAAGUCUAUGGGAUAUUCCGGUUCAAGCCAGUGCAUCGUGGGGAUGGAAAAAAUUAUUAAGAUGCAGGUUGCUGUUUAGGGAUUACUUUUGGAGUAAAAUAGGCAAUGGUCAAAAUACGUUCGUUUGGUUUGAUAAAUGGUGUGAUGAUUGCCCGUUAGGGAAUGUGGUUACUCCUCGACAAAUGUCGAGAUAUGGGUAUAAUGUGAAGUCCAAAAUAGCUGAUGUUAUUGAGCAUGGGGUUUGGGCGUGGCCGGAUGAAUGGAGAACAACAUAUCCGAUGCUAUUUCAGCUUCAUUCUUGUCAUCUUUCCAAUGCAAAAGAUCAGGUUUUGUGGAGAAAUUUUGAAGGAAAAUUAGUUCCGUUUACUUCUAAGGAGGUGUGGGAUACCAUUCGGAUUCGAGAGCAUCAACGUGAUUGGUCCAACAUUAUUUGGUCGUCAUUCAGCAUCCCUAAACACGCCUUCACUUGUUGGCUGAUUUUCAAGAGGAAGCUAUGGACUCAAGAUCGCAUUCUUCGGUGGAAUCACAGAGUUACUGGCUCCAUGAAUCAGAUGUGUUGUUUACUAUGUUAUGCAGAUCUAGAGACACAUGACCACUUGUUUUUUCAAUGCUCUUAUUCUACAACGGUGUGGAAUAUUGUUCGUGACAAAGUGGGUAUGAACUCGAUUCAGCAGAGAUGGGAAGACAUAGCAAGGUGGUUUGUUCCGAGAGCAAAAUCCAGAGCUGUUUAUGCGAUUGCUAGUAAGUUAGUUGUCGCUGCAUCGGCUUAUGUGAUUUGGAGUGAAAGAAAUGCUAGAUACUUUAGUAAUCGAUUGAGGCCUCCUGAAAAGAUAUCAGACAUUAUUCUUAGCACGGUCCGAGACAAAUUAUUAUCGUUUAAAUACAAAAAUUCUAAUAAUGUGAGGCAAUUUUUGGAAGAGUGGAAGAUGGAUGGGGCAGACUAUUAUGAAGAAGCCUGA
Helianthus annuus (common sunflower) is the source of this 1041-nucleotide messenger RNA. RefSeq lists its product as uncharacterized. Lineage: Eukaryota; Viridiplantae; Streptophyta; Magnoliopsida; Asterales; Asteraceae. The coding region runs from base 1 to 1041 and encodes 346 amino acids. The record is from RefSeq and is a predicted model, not a curated record. The transcript has a single exon.